Messenger RNA from Sordaria macrospora k-hell, 1545 nucleotides. RefSeq lists its product as uncharacterized. Gene Ontology annotation, biological process: polysaccharide biosynthetic process. The record is from RefSeq and is a predicted model, not a curated record. NCBI's taxonomy places the organism in Eukaryota, Fungi, Ascomycota, Sordariomycetes, Sordariales, Sordariaceae. Gene Ontology annotation, cellular component: membrane. Gene Ontology annotation, molecular function: acyltransferase activity, transferring groups other than amino-acyl groups.
AUGCCUAGCGAUCUCGACCACGACGACAACCACCUCCUCGACACCUCCCUCCACGACCCCGAAAAGUGGCAUGUUGACAAUCGCAACUCGUGUCGGUUCCCAAGUCUUCUCCGGAAGCCCAUCAUCGCCAUCAUGACCGCCUUAACGAUCCCCUCCUCAACGGCCUCGAGUCUCGUCAAUCGCCUGACACACCUCUUCGCCAUGCCCAGCUUCGACACUCCCGAAAAGCUGCGACCAACGGCCUACCUCGACGGCCUUCGCGGGUUCGCCGCCUUCCUCGUCUACUGGCACCACCACGAACUCUGGUCGCACGGCCUGAUGCGCGACGCCAUCUUCGAGCGAGGCUACGGUUUCGACGGCCAGCACUACUUCAGCGCCCUGCCCUUCGUGCGCAACUUCUUCGGCGGCGGCCACUACGCCGUGGCGACCUUCUUCGUCAUCUCGGGCUACGUCCUCUCCGUCAAGCCCAUGCGCCUGAUCCACGCCGGCGAGCAAGAGAAGUUGGCCGAUAACCUGGCCUCGGCCCUGUUCCGGCGAUGGCUAAGGCUGUUCAUGCCGCUGAUCGCGACCACGUUCUUGUUCAUGACCUCGUGGCAUGCGUUUGGCAUCUGGGUCGACUCGGCAAAACCGCAGAGCAACUACCGCGAUGAGUUCUGGUGGUGGUACGCCGAGGUCAAGAAUUUCAGCUUCAUUUACCAUCUGGGAGGAGAGCCAUGGUUGAGCUAUAACUUUCACCUGUGGUCCAUCCCGGUGGAGUUUAAGGGAUCUAUGGUUAUUUACACCAGUUUGCUCGCCUUUUCGCGGUGCACGAGAAAGGCCAGACUGUGGUGCCAGGUGUUCCUGAUAUUCUACUUUGUUUACAUCGUUGACGGGACACACUACGCUUUGUUCAGCGCCGGCAUGCUUCUCAACGACCUCGACCUAUUGGCUAUGAAGGACGAGCUACCGAACUGGCUCGCUCAGCUCGAGCCCUUCAGCAAACACAUCUUCUACUCCCUCUUCGUUGUCAGCUUCUACCUCGGAGGCGUACCAGUUCACACCAAGGACAUCAACGACCUGGCCAAGACACCCGGGUGGUACUUCCUCUCGUUCCUCAAGCCGCAGGCCGUCUAUGACUACAAGUGGUUCUACCUCUUCUGGGCCGGUGUCUUCUUGGUGGUUUCGGUUCCUCGCAUCCCCUGGCUCAAGCGCUUCUUUGAGACACGUUUCUGCCAGUACCUGGGUCGCAUCUCCUUCGCGCUUUAUCUGGUCCACGGUCCUAUCCUCUGGACCAUUGGCGACAGAAUCUACACGGCUGUGGGAUGGGGAAGGGAGCCUCAAAUUACCAUGUUGGCGAACUGGGUGAACAAGUUCCCUUUGCCCAUGGCUGGACCGUUCGGUCUUGAGAUUGCCUUCUUACUGCCACAUAUUGUGCUGUUGCCAUUGACGUUGUACGUGGCUGAGAUCUCCACGAGGCUGUUUGAUGAGCCUAGCGUUACGUUUCCCAAUUGGCUUUACAAGAAGGUGUUGGGAGGUGGACAGCCUGGUGGUACUAGGUUACCUUGA